AUGAGUGCAGAUGUAUUAUUAUUGCAGACGGCGCUCAAUCUGCUGAAGAGUGCGGACGUGGCCACUGUCGUUGUUGGUGAACUUGUACUCAACUACUACAACGAUAUCGAGGUCUGCGUCCCCAGCUCUCAAUUCAGCGCGGCGGUGCGGGCGCUGAAUUCCUCUCCUCUUUUCAAAAAACUGCCUCCCAGAACUCCCAACCUGUUCACCGGAUACAAGAACUUGGGAACACGGCUUCGAGAGUUACGUUCUCAGCAGAUGGCCCAAUCUUGUUCGAUGCCACUCUUUUGGCGGAAUGUUGACCGCAUCAACUCAUCACACGGCCAUCGCCUUCUGGCGGCGGGUUGA
Molecule: messenger RNA, 348 nt
Organism: Fonsecaea erecta
Lineage: Eukaryota; Fungi; Ascomycota; Eurotiomycetes; Chaetothyriales; Herpotrichiellaceae
Exons: 2
Coding region: 1-348 (115 amino acids)
Source: RefSeq, a predicted model, not a curated record